UAAUGCCUGCGUCACAGCAGGGGGCGUUUUGAGCGAUUUCUUUCGCUGUUGUAUGUUUCGGUUGAGGCCCAAAUUUCGGCCCUAAGCCGGUUGGUUGUGCUUAAUAGUGUUUAAUUGUUAUUGGCCCUUUUGGGGCCCAAGUUAUGUGGUACAAAGUUUAAGGUUAUCAGUAUGAAUUUUGGAGGAGGAAGUCCAACUACGGUAAUCCAGGUAACAAACUUAAAUCCAGCGGUGAGCCUGGAGCAAUUGUUUAUCCUCUUCGACUACCUAGGAGAAAUCGAAGAUCUGCGCCUCUUUCCACCCGACAAUUCUCCUCUUGCAUUUUCCUCCAAAGUAUGCUAUAUUAAGUACCGUGACGCUGCAAGUGUUGGUGUGGCCCAGCAUCUAACCAACACUGUUUUUAUUGACAGAGCCCUGAUAGUUGUACCCUACUCUGAAGGUAAGAUCCCAGAUGAAGCCAAAGCCUUGUCUCUGUUGGCGCCAGCCCCUGGUGCACUGGCAUUACUACCUGCCGCAGGACUUGUUCCAGUUACUACUGCUGCUUCUGUGCCUGCUCCUGCUCCUGCUCCUCCUCCUUUAGCUUCACUUGGUGUUCCAUUAAGCUCUUUGGGGAUUACGACUGGAGUGGAGACAGCAGCUUCAGGAAUAGAUUUAACACAACCCCCACCGAUAGGUAAUGUGGAUCCUUCAAAGGUUGAUGAGAUCAGACGCACUAUUUAUGUCGGUAACCUGAAUUCACAGACGGCAACAGCAGAGCAGCUGCUUGAAUUUUUUAAGCAAGUCGGAGAUGUGAAUUUUGUUCGAAUGGCUGGAGAUGAGACACAGCCAACACGAUUUGCAUUUGUGGAGUUUGCUGAUCAAGCCUCAGUGCCUCGAGCACUUGCCCUCAAUGGAGUCAUGUUUGGAGAUAGACAGCUGAAGAUUAAUCAUUCAAAUAAUGCAAUUGUGAAGCCUCCAGAGAUGACACCACAGGCUGCAGCUAAAGAACUAGAGGAAGUGAUGAAGAGAGUAAGAGAGGCCCAGUCAUUUAUAUCAGCUGCUAUUGAGCCAGAGACAAAGAGCAGUGAAAAAAGAAAAAGGUCUCGUUCCAGAUCCCCAUCACACUCCAGAAAGAAGAGAUCAUGUUCAAAACGAAGGAGUAGGUCCCAUGACAAGUACAAAUCCCGUCACCAUGAUAGUCGAAGGUCCAAGAGUCCUCAGAGAAAACUGUCACGAUCCAGUGACCAUAGGAAGUCGCGAAGCCGUUCUGCAUCAAGAGAUAGAAAAAAAGACAGAGACAACAAAAGUUCUAAAGAAAAAGAAAGAUCAAAAGAUAGAGAGAGGGAUGACAGAAGACGUAAAGAAGAGAAAAGGCGGUCUAGAUCUCCUCUCAAGAAAUCGUCUUCAAGAAGGUCUCUAAGUCCUAGCAGGGAACGGCGCAGGAGAAAAAGUAGAAGCUCAUCAAAAUCUCCUAGAAAGUCUCGAUCCCCCAAAAGGCAUUCAAGGAAAGUUUCAAGAUCUCCUUCACCAAGAAGGAAUAAGAAGGAAAAGAAGGAGGAGACAGAACAGAGCACAGGGAAAUACGAAAGAGAACGUUCAUCUUCAAAGAAGACCAGCAGUGACAGAGACCGAAGAGAGAAGGAGAGCCGUAGUAGUGGUGAUAGAGACCGAAAGGAAAAAACAAAGCGUCCAGUUAGCAGUGAUGCAGAUAAAAGAGUGAAAGUAGAAGAAAAUUCCAGUAGUACUGAUGCAGACAAAAGGGCAAAAGUAGUAGAAAAUUCCAGUAGCAGUGAUGCAGGCAAAAGGGAAAGAGUGGAAGAAAAUGCCAGGAGCUGUGAUGCUGGCAGAAGUGAGAAAGCAGAAGAAAAGCCCAGUAGCAGUGGUGUAGACAGAAGGGAUAGUGAAGAUUUGAGUCUCUGUUCUAAAGAUAAUGUCCGAAGAGAAGAGGAGGAAGAGCAUUCCAUUUGCUAUUAUACAGACCAAAGGGAGAGGGAAGAAAAGAAUCAAGAGAAUUACAUAAGACGUGAUAUGGACACAAAGGAAGAGGAAGAGGAGUAUUGCGUUGGCAGUGAAAGACAUGAUAUGGACACAAAGGAAGAGGAGUAUUGCGUUGGCAGUGAUAUGAACAGAACUAAGGAAGGGGAAGAUCAGAUUAGCAGUGAUAUGGACAGAAAGGAGACAGAAGAAGAGGUGCACAUUGACAGUGAUAUGGAUAUGGACAGAAGGGAUAAAGAAACAGAGGCUCAAAGUAGCAGCACUGAUGACAUAAAGGAGGAGGAGAAUCCAUUUAGCAAUGAAAAGGAUAGAACAGAAAUUAAUGAGAAUUCCAGUGACAGUGAUACAUGCCCUUUGGAGAUGGAAGAGGAGAAUCUUUAUGACAGUGAUAUAGACAGGGAAGAACAGGAAACUAAUUUUUUUAGUGAUGUAUAUGGAAGAGAAAGCAAUAACAGUCCAAAUAGCAAUAAUGCAGACAGAGGGCAGGAGCAGUAUCCAAAUUGUUACAACACAGAAGAAAGACAAGAGAACUUCAGUAAUUCUCUAAAGCUGGCAAGAGAAGACAAGGGGGAACAAGGAAAUGAAAGUGCUAGAAGCAGAGAAAACCUGGAUGUACCAGGCAUUGACAGUAUUGAACUGCAUCAGAAUGGAAACUGUAAACUCUACGAAGAAGAGACACUCCCUGUCAAAAUGGAAGGGGAGUAA
Protopterus annectens (West African lungfish) is the source of this 2679-nucleotide messenger RNA. It is a transcript of the gene SREK1, whose product is annotated as splicing regulatory glutamic acid and lysine rich protein 1. Gene Ontology annotation, molecular function: RNA binding. The coding region runs from base 172 to 2679 and encodes 835 amino acids. The transcript is spliced from 12 exons. NCBI's taxonomy places the organism in Eukaryota, Metazoa, Chordata, Ceratodontiformes, Protopteridae. The record is from RefSeq and is a predicted model, not a curated record. Gene Ontology annotation, cellular component: nucleoplasm.